AUGUCCUCCAAGCGGGGCCGGAAAAGAAACGACAACCUACCCCCUAACCGUGCCCGCGACGUUCAAAGGGCUUUCAGAGCACGGCGUGCGGCCCACCUCUUGGCGCUUGAACAACGAGUAUCUGAGUUGGAAGAGGAGAAUGAUUAUCUCCGACAAGCUUUGAACCUUCCUCCUUCGAACAGACCUCCCUUAGGUCGGGGACCAACGGGCAAGGACAAGCCGAAGCCUAAUCCUAAUCCCCCCACAAACCCUCUGUCUACCUUGUUCCAACAGCUACAGUCCUCGUCGACUCGCGAAACCUCCGUGUUCUUAGAUUCGCCGCCGUCCCGCGACAGUACCGACUCUCCUGUCUCAAUUCCCGUCUCCAUGUCCCCUUCUCGUCCCAUGACGGUACUUGACAGCAAUGCAUGGAGCGAUAAUCUUCUUGUCGACAACGUCUCUCGCACUCUCCCGCCCCCUCCGAUUACAUCCACCUCGACCUACCAUAUCUCCCCUAUCACCGUCCCAUCUACGGUAAAGAUGGAUUUGAAUGUCUAUGCUGCCAGUUCAGCGACGCCUUCACGAAAUAUCACGAUCAACCGCACUUACGAUAACCCCGGCAAUGUCUUGACAGGAAAUAGUGUCCGGGAAUAUGGACCUAUGUCUUAUACAUCGCAAACUACGCAGCUCGCGGACGAACAACCACGAACCCAUUACGACUACAUGUCCACCCUCUUCCAGAAUCAGCAGCCAUCCGCCGUCUACACCCGUCUCGGACAAACCCCGUCCCCAUCCGAGUAUGUCCAGCAGCAGUCCGACCAGACUGUCAACCAUCCCCAAAGCCAUUGCUCGGCGGACGCUGCCAUGAAUAGUUGUACCACUUCGCACCCUACGCUUGUCCACCCCCGACCAAUGUCACACCCGGCUCAUUCCCAGUCACAGCCAUAUCGUCCCCAUUCUCUCCCUAUGCAGUCCCAGUCCCGUCAAGACAUGCACCCUCCGCGGCAAUCCAGUUUGAGUCGUCGUGAAACACCGGUUUCCUUUGUCGACACGACGACUCCCGCUCGAGACCAUCAUGGUUAUGCCAUUGGGCAGAAUUGUCACCUUACCAACCACCCGCCAAUACAAAACGACCCGCGGAGCCACGAUUAUGCGCUAAGGCUCCAUGGGAUUGAAGCUUCUGUUCCAAGGCAGCAAGUACCCUAUGCUCAUGCUCCUGAUGGCCACCUCCAUCGCGCAUAG
Messenger RNA from Coprinopsis cinerea okayama7#130, 1221 nucleotides. RefSeq lists its product as hypothetical. Gene Ontology annotation, molecular function: DNA-binding transcription factor activity. The record is from RefSeq and is a predicted model, not a curated record. Lineage: Eukaryota; Fungi; Basidiomycota; Agaricomycetes; Agaricales; Psathyrellaceae. Gene Ontology annotation, biological process: regulation of DNA-templated transcription. The coding region runs from base 1 to 1221 and encodes 406 amino acids. The transcript has 2 exons.